Molecule: messenger RNA, 4046 nt
Organism: Capra hircus (goat)
Lineage: Eukaryota; Metazoa; Chordata; Mammalia; Artiodactyla; Bovidae
Gene: TMED8
Product: transmembrane p24 trafficking protein family member 8
Exons: 6
Coding region: 124-1104 (326 amino acids)
Source: RefSeq, a predicted model, not a curated record
GCCCGGCUCGCUGCCCUUCCGGCCCGCGGGCUCCGCUCGGCUCUUCGCGGCGGAGCUCGGCCUUCGGCUGUUUCCGGAGCUCCUGGCGGCGAGCAGCAGAGGCGCUGCGGGCGCUGGCUGCAGAUGUCGGACCCGCGGGCGGCUGAGGGGCCGGGCGUCUGGAGCCCCGCAGCCCGCCGAGGGCCGGCGCGCGGCCUCGGGGACGGCCCGGGAGUGGAGGGGAGCCAGGCGGCUGCCUCAGAGGAUGAAGAUCUAGAAAACACCAAGGUCACCUCUCUAGCAGCUUCUGCCUCUGAUCCAGAGCCCCAUUCCUCAUCCUACAGGUCACAGAUGGUGUCUCCAGUGACGGAGGAUGCCACAGAAGAUAAGCAGAAGGCCGCCAGUGCCGGGGAGGCCCAGGCCUCGGUGGAACAGGAAUUGCUUUCUGCAGACCAGACCCAGACCCUCAGCAAGAUGGCCAGGUACCACGGCCCACAGAGGUCUGGGGACAUUGUGAUGAUCCAGUCUGAGCACACAGGAGCUGUUGGUAUUCUGUCAGCCGAUUUGGAAUCUGCAGACCUGCUGGGGGACCACAGGAGAGUCUCCCCGCCUCUCAUGGCUCCUCCGUGCAUCUGGACCUUUGCCAAGGUGAAGGAAUUCAAGAGCAAGCUGGGCAAGGAGAAGAACAGCCGGCUGGUGGUGAAGCGGGGGGAGGUGGUGACCAUCCGGGUGCCGACCCACCCCGAGGGGAAACGUGUCUGCUGGGAGUUUGCGACCGAUGACUAUGACAUUGGCUUUGGAGUUUACUUUGACUGGACCCCGGUAACCAGCACCGACAUAACGGUGCAAGUCAGUGAUUCCAGUGAGGAUGAGGACGAAGACGAGGAAGAAGACGAGGAGCUCGAAGACCCCGUCCCAGCUGGAGACGUGGAGCGAGGCUCCAGGAGCUCCCUGCGGGGCCGCUACGGGGAGGUCAUGCCCGUGUACCGCCGGGACAGCCACCGAGACGUGCAGGCUGGCAGCCACGACUACCCCGGCGAGGGCAUCUACCUCCUGAAGUUCGACAACUCGUACUCCCUGCUGCGCAACAAGACUCUCUACUUCCACGUCUACUACACGAGCUGAAGGCCCGCUGGGGCGGGACACAGGCGGCGCGUGUGCUGGCUGGAGCAGGCUGCCAGCUGGGGCCCCUUGUCCUGGAUAGGCAAGGGCUCCGAGCUGAGCGUGGGGCGCCCGAGCCUCCCGCCCUGCUGGCGGGCCCGACUGUUGGCCCAUCCGUGUAGCUUUGCCCCGUCCUUGGCUUCCGCAGAUGGUGGCGUGGCACCCCUGCUCUGUGGUUCCUGACUCACGCUCUCGUUGCUUCCGACUCCGGCAAAAUCUCUCUGUGGAGGACACCCACCAGGCCAAAAGCCUAAGAGGAAGUUGGGUGUUGGCUUUUCAAAAUAGGUUUGUUUUGGUUCCAGGUGUAUGCUUUCAACUGCUGCGCUCUCCUCUUGCAGAGCCUUCACGCAGGUGGGUUUAGUGGCCACCUGCUGUCUUCACUUUUCAAAAGGACUGAAAGAGGGAAGAGCACUCUGUCCGUGAAGGAGCCCAGUAUCAGGGACGCGGAAGGCUCUGACCAGGCUCUCACCACUGCCGUGUUUCCGCCUGCUGGUUCUUCCCGUUCUCUAGCACAGGCUGGGAGCCCUCACUGCCUCUGGAGGGCUGGGGAUUUCACCCUGCCUCUCCUUCUCUCCUUUCCCUUUUCAAGAACUUCCAUGCAGUCCAAAGUGAUGAUCCCUGUAGUCUAAGCUAUUCUGGGAAGAAAAACUGCCUCCAUCACUUCCUAUUUCAAGAGGUGGUGUCCCUUUCCAAGGGCCCUGGGGGUGGGAGGGGGAAGGGUGGAAAUUAGGUACUGGAUUGAUCUCAGAUGCCACAUCUCCAGAAGUCAAGUGUUACUAAAUCAUUUUUGUGUAUAAUCAAAGAAGGAGGGGUAGAUAAUCUGAGAGAAGAGGUUAAAAAACAAAACAACACUCUAGAUUUCCCACCGCUUUUUUUUUUUUUUUUUUUUUAGUCUUUAGAAAAGGGGUGAUAUUUAGAAAUUUUGCUUUGGGGCCAAUCAGAUUUCCUAAGUUUCUAGAUGUCUAGGUUGCUUGCAUUCAGGGCUACAGGCUUUUGGUGUUCGAAGUCUCGAAGGGGAGGUGGUCAGGAAGCUUCACUGCUGCUGCUGGUCGGCUUUGUUAUUUUACCAGGCUGAAGCUUGUGCGUUCCCUGGGGACGGCCUUUUGCACACCAUGAAGCGGGUGUGCCGCAGGGAGCUGCCUCCAGUGUCCCCAGAGGAACGUGGUGGCUGGGCCCCCCCUCUUGGCCGAGGAGGAGGCAGAGAAGGGACCACUGCAACCGUGUACCUCCUCCUCUUAUUCCUUGCGUCAAGCCUGUUACUACUGCCUUAGAAUUCCGAGGAAGAAUUAGAUUUAUUUAUUACUUUUAUUUAUUGUUAAAGCCACAUUUCACUUCGCCUUUGAAACAGUUCCCGUCUGUUUCUCAGGAGGCUUCCACCUGCUUUGAGCCACCGAGGCCCCCUCUCCUGUGGAGUCUAACUAAAUGGAGAUUUCAGGUGAAGUCGGGGAGGGCUGAUGUUCCACUCCUGUGGGGUCAGUCCCAGUGAGGCUCUGGGAGGGGUCUGCCCCUCCUGAGAUGGAUGAAUGAUGCCCCCGUGACCCCAGCCUGCUACCCCCAGCACUCCCUGUGAGGAUCUCUAGGUUGUGAGGAAAUCUGCCCAUUUGUCCAGGUUUGAGUGAGUGGUAGAGGACUUGACCAGCCAACCAGAGGCAUCCCAUGAUGCCAGGACUGCCAAGCCCUCCGCCUGGUCUGAGGAGUCAGCUGCGUCACGAUGCUUCCUUUGGCUCCUUCCUUCCCUGUGUGGGAGCCUCACCCCAUGCCUCCCCUCUGCACAGAAGCAGAAACUCAGUGACCAGGGCUCCUCACGACAGGUCCGUGGCGGCACCUCCGUCACGAACAAAGGGCGCUAGAGCCGCACCUGUUCCUCCGGGAGCACCGCCCCAGGUGGGAGAGGAUGCCAGGGCCCGCUGUAGCAUCCCUCCUCCUCCAAGCGGCCUCAUACCUCCACUACUUUACAUCUGAGUGCAUUCUGUAGAGGAUUAUACACUGGCCCAAAUUUCCGUGUCCUGUAAGAAGUUAGGAACUAUUCUAGCAACUGCCUAUUGAGGCGCGGAAAGCAAACUCGCUGUGCGGUCAUCCCAUCAGGUAGCCGUGUGAUCAUCACUGAAAUUAAAUCAUGCCUUAGCUAAUUGAAUAGAAUCUUUAUAAAAUUAUUUUCUACUGAGCUCUUCUGCAGUCAGCUAAAGCCUGGCUUCUUUUUCCUGUUUAUUGUUAACUUCUGACUUUCUCUUAAGAUGGAGCUGUCGGGUCAUUGGAGGCUCCCUGGGAUGACACUUUCUGUUGUUGAUUUUUGCCACGAGAGUCUCUGUAUACUUGUUUUCUUUAGAAUCCUAGUUCUGUUGCAUCAGGGAAGCCUGAGGGACUCGUUCCCAUCGCCUCAGUGUGCCUCUUAUCGUCUGCUCACUUUUGAAGUCCUGAACGUUGUUAUAUUUCAUUCUGUACCAAUGUCUCGUUAACAGUCAGUGCUUCUUUGAUCCAUUCACACACACACACACAUAAAUAGCUAAAAGAAGAUAUUUUCACCAUCUAAUGAAUUUACUAUCCCAUAUUAAGUCAUCUGAAAUUACUGAACUUUGGGGACAAAAUAUUACCUAUAAACCACAUGUAAUUACUGAGAAUUUCAUGGUUCAGCAAAUCCUAAGAAGUAGUCACUUCCUUAGUCUCUCUGUCUCAGUUUACAGAACCAAACAAUGAAGUGAAAAUCACUUGCUUUCACCUUCACCCUGUUCUUUAGAGCAUACAUAUUAACAUACAGUGGAAAGAAAGUACUUCACAGUAGGAGAGACUGGAAGUCUCUCCACAAGGUGGCCAAGUUCUUGUUUCUUUGGUUUAUUUAGUUUUGCUACUUUGUUGAGAGAUGGGGCAUUUAGAAAGUUUAGGGUGUUAAUUUUUCUCAACAUUUUAUU